Molecule: messenger RNA, 3099 nt
Organism: Anisakis simplex (herring worm)
Lineage: Eukaryota; Metazoa; Nematoda; Chromadorea; Rhabditida; Anisakidae
Source: the annotation of a GenBank genome assembly
AGUUUUGCAUCCACAAUGCGUACGGACGUUCGAACUAUCGCAUCAUUCUUCAUAAACUUUCUAGUUACAACCUUAUUCUCGUAUCCUGCCAAAAUUCCGAUGAGGUCGUACACAUUCCCCGAAGACGUUGAUCAAGGCGUGUUGGCUACACUUCGCUAUAGUGAACGUUUACAUAAUAAUAACCGCAAGAAUCCAUUCAAACUCGAAUUGAAAAAUCAUCACUUGCAAGCGACUGAAUCUGACACUUGGAAUGUUAUUAAUACUGGAAUGAUGACUAUAAUGUGCGGCGAUAGCGGUAGGGCACAUGAAGCAUUUGUUGGUGUGGCUGACAACUUGGAAAUGCCGCUUAUUAACUGGGAUCUUGCACCUGUGAUACCGUCUGAUGGAUUCUUCAACAAAAUGAUAUUGUUCGGCAAUUUCAGUUUCGAAAUAAGCAUCCGUCCACCAACUGCGGAAAUCAUUGCUGAUCUUAUAUUGCACAAGAGAUGGACCGAGGUUGUUUAUAUGCACGACGGAAAAAAUUCUGCAAUUACGCUUCAAUGGAUAUACUAUCAUCUGCAUAGAAAAAGUAAUUUAUCCGUGAACACCGAGAUGGUUCGCAUUCCUCGCGAUAUUGAACAAUUCUCUGAUUUUCUUCUACGUUUCCAUGUGAAUCGAAUGAUGAAUGAUUCAAGCAAGAGAAUAAUCCUGGAUGCAUCCUCAUCGUUUCGUCAACAGCACAUGUUGGCUGCAAUUCGCUCAGCACAGUUCAACCAGUUACAGUAUCAUUAUGUUGUGGCUAAUUUUGACUUCUUGCCGCAUGAUGUGGAGCUAUUCGAGAGUGGAAAUAUCAAUAUCUCUGGAUUCCAAAUAAUUGAUCGAGAAACGAAAGAAUAUUGGAAUUUGAGAAGACAUUUAGUGAAUGAGACGUCUUCGCGAGGAAUGUAUCAAGUGCAGUUGGAGGUAUUCUUUGGAAUCAGGAUCACUUUNCUUUCAAUCUUUCAGAACGGUCAUUUAAGAGGUCGUGCUGCGUUUGUCUACGAUGCGGUUUUAGUUGCAAAAGCUGCAUUUCAAGCAACUUUGCGACGGAAUGACUCAUUGUUCAGGCAGAAUUUCCGUCACGGGGAUUUGUAUAAUCGUGGUUAUCCAGGAAUAUAUUGUCAUCCAAAUUUGGAUUUUAAUAAUCCGCAAAGACCGUUCACUACAUUUGAACACGGCCAAGCUAUUGCGAGAGUGUUCAGAGGGUUGAAACUGGACAAAAAGGAUGGCACGUUGAGUGGUCGUAUCGAAUUUGAUCGUUUCGGGUUAAGGAAGAAUUUCGACGUUACAGUGAUCGAUCUGGUAUCGAACGCAAAAUCUGCAUUCAAUCGCAAAGAGAUGAUGGUUUGGAAACAAGGCGUGGGAUUUUUCGCGAAUCAAACAAUCGCUCAGCACACGAGAAAACAAAUGGAAGAUUCAGGAGAGCGUAAGCUCAUUAGAGUCAUCACAGUUAUUACAGAACCAUUCGUGAUGAUCAAGCGAGGUUGCGAGGCAUCCAACCAUAGCGAGUGUCAAGGCAAUGAACGUUACGAAGGCUUCUGCAUUGAUCUCCUCAAAUUACUCUCCGAUAGGAUAGAAGAUUUCCAAUAUGAAAUCAUGUUGGCAAGUAAUCAAGGAGCGAGACAACCAGAUGGUUCAUGGGAUGGCAGUAUUGGAGCGCUAUUGAGCGGUACUGCUGACGUUUGCGUUGCAUCACUUACCAUAAAUCAGGAUCGUGAACGUGUUGUCGAUUUCUCGAAACCGUUUAUGACAACCGGGAUCAGCAUCAUGAUCAAAAAACCCGAUAAACAAGAAUUUUCAGUAUUCUCGUUUAUGCAGCCGUUGAGCACCGAAAUUUGGAUGUACAUUAUAUUUGCGUAUGUCGGAGUUUCGGUUGUAAUAUUUCUCGUAUCUCGUUUUUCGCCAUAUGAGUGGCGCGUUGAGGAGAUGCCCAAUGGGAACGGCUUCACAAUAUCGAAUGAUUUUUCGGUCUAUAAUUGUCUUUGGUUUACGCUAGCUGCCUUCAUGCAACAAGGAACUGAUAUAUUGCCGAGGCAAGUUUUGAUCAGUGAUCCACUGAAUCAAGUGAACUUUUAUGACCGUCUUUGGUGAUCGAUCAGUGGUCGAAUUGCGAGCAGUGCGUGGUGGUUCUUCACGAUGAUAAUCGUCUCAUCUUAUACUGCAAACUUAGCUGCUUUUUUGACACUCGAAAAGAUGCAAGCUCCGAUUGAAUCAGUUGAGGAUCUUGCUAAACAAACCAAGAUCAAGUAUGGAAUUCAAAUAGGUGGUUCGACGGCACAGUUCUUCAAGGCACUAUUCAUCACUGCAAAUUUAUCAACGAAUGUGGCGUUACAUGGAAUCGCAAGUGGGUUUUACGAUACGAUAUCAUUGCGAAUUCCUCUGCUAAACUUAAUUGAGGUACCAACAGUGUUCACUUCAACAUACGCAGAAGGAAUCGAACGUGUACGUAAUCAUAAGGGGAGGUAUGCGUUCUUACUUGAAGCAACCGCAAACGAGUAUGCAAACACCAGAAAACCGUGUGACACCAUGAAAGUUGGUGCAAACUUGAAUUCAGUUGGUUACGGUGUGGCGACACCCUUUGGAUCCCCGUACAAAGAUCAAAUCAACUUGGCAAUUCUUGCGAUGCAAGAAAGAGGUGAACUGAAAAAAUUAGAGAAUAAAUGGUGGUAUGACAGAGGACAAUGUGAUCAAGGAAUUACAGUCGAUGGACAUAACGCGAGUUUGAAUCUGAGUAAAGUGGCUGGAAUAUUUUAUAUUCUGAUGGGUGGUAUGAUCGCGUCGAUGAUCGCUGCACUCGGCGAAUUCUUGUACCGUUCAAGAAUUGAUGCCCGCAAAGGGAAUGUUGGAUCACUGGUUGGAUGUCUUGCGGAGAACCUGAGGGGUUCAUUAUUUGCGCAACUUCGUCUUUCACUUCGAGGAGGUGCUGUCGCUGAACAAGGCACACCUGUAUAUGAUGCUCUUAAACAACAACAGGCAUCUUCAGUGUUGCCUUCAUCAGAUGGCAACCACAAAAUGAUGAAAAAUCAUGAGGAAAUUUCGACGACCGGAAUCACUCCAAGGAGGUAUAAUACAGCUGUAUGA